AUCUGUCCCCGGCACAACGCAAACUGGCUGAAGCCACGGACCGCAAACUUCAGAACAAUAUUGAUUGCCAUAAAGCAGGUCCACUCUUCUUGAUGAUCCUUCCAGGAGAAAUGGAAGGCUCUUACAUCUUUGUAUGUUGCAAGAAAUAUGCUGAUCGAGUCUUGGGCAAAUGGAUUCCCAAAUCAGAAAUCCAGGCGACGCGUCGUAAGUUUUUGGUAUGGUGCACCAACACACUACGCGCCAUUCAGGCCUCCGAUCAGUCAACCAAGGUGGAGGAAGCUCUGGAGUUUUUGGACGACGUGAUCGAAGACACCACCGAUGUUUACCAAGGUCAACUCUUGAUCGACAUGGAUAUGGCAAACGCCAAGGAUAUUUACAAUGGACAAACGGUCACGGGGAUGCUUGAUGAAAUGCAAGAACGUGAACAACAACUGGAGGAUGCCUUUGUGGAAAUUGAAGCUUGUGACAACGCCUUGGCGGCUAAAGAUCAGGCCCUGGCCCAGCAGAAGACCGCGACUGCGGCCCUCCAAGCCCAACUUGAAGCUCUUCAACGCCAAACAGCUCACCACUUGGCAAUUGACUCGCAACCACCUGCUCAAAACAAUGAGGUCUCUCCAGAUCGGUCCGAAUUUACUACGCCACCAAAAAAGAGGAAAAGCAAGGAUACUUCCACUGUUUUAAGGCCAGGCAGACAUACCUGA
Messenger RNA from Cylindrotheca closterium, 701 nucleotides. NCBI's taxonomy places the organism in Eukaryota, Bacillariophyta, Bacillariophyceae, Bacillariales, Bacillariaceae. The record is from the annotation of a GenBank genome assembly.